UCUUACACUACCCGACGUUAUAUAUUAUACUAUAUUGAUUAUUUUAUAUCCCCCUGAUUCGUUUAGAUUAUUGUCGUUACCAAAAUAUCGCUCAAGUCAGCUUCAUGGCCGUCGCUUCACGUGGAGGAAGAGUGCGGACGGCCUGCGAUCUAUGUCGGCAUCGAAGGAUCGGCUGUGAUAGAGUGAAACCAGCCUGUGAGACUUGUUCCCUUGCAGGGGUGCCUUGUACUUUCACUCCCACGGUGCAGCAACGAAAAAGUGUCCGCGAAGAGCUAGCCGAUGCCAAAGCCAGGGUGCGCCAGUUAGAAGAGGCACUGAGGGCGGAGAGAGAGACCCGUCUGAAUUCAGAGCAUUACACGCCAGCGAAAGUUCUUCAAGGGGCAACCAGUUUUCUAGAGACCCCCAGCCAAUACCUCAAUACAUGGUCAGCCACAACUUAUUUACUCGAAUCAUACAGCUUUGAUGCAGCGCUGUCAAACUUUCGGUGGCAUCUUGCAUAUUGCGGUCCCCGCGCCGCUCCUUUUGCUCUGACGCCAUGUUUCUCCUCUACCGUUUACGAGCGGACCGGGUUCGACCUCAAUGUUGAUGAUUUCUUAAACCAGCUAGCCCAUUCAUUCAAGUUGCAAUAUCCAACACAUUCGACGAGGACAAUUGUUCCAAAAUGGCCCCCGCAGCCUCUGAUCCAGCGUUCAAUAGAGUACUUUUCAAAAAACAGACUCUAUUCUAUCUUCCCAGCGGUCGACUUUGAAAACACACCUAUUCACCUCGACCCAAAAGCCCUAAAUCAUCCCGAAAAUACAACUAAUCCUGCUAACUAUGCAUGUCUGGUUGCUUUAACCGCAAUGGUCACCCGAAUUCGCGGGCGUGACCUGGCCUUCGCUGGUGCCGACCCUGAUGCGUACGUGCAAGCAGUGCUGACUUUGUUGCCUGAAUUGAUGAUAGACAAUGAAAACUUAAGAAGCCUUGAAACGCUUGUCUUAUUAGCUCUCUACAUCGCUCCCCUUGGCCAGCCGCGGCCGGCGGGAAUACUACUUGCUAUGGCUAUGCGAAUGCUGUACAAUAUUGGAGGGAACCGGAACAGGCCAGUCCGUGAUGAGACCUUAGAACAGCGUCAGCACCGUGAACAUGUGCGAGCUCUGUUUUGGUUGUGCUACGCCAUCGACAAAGAAAUGUCGCUUCGAGAGUGCAAGACUCCACUGAUAAACGAUGCAGACUGUGACCUAGAUCUGCCUGCUACUUAUGUAUCGACUUCCUCUGAUCGAUCGUUCUUUCCAGAGCCCUUAUCAACAAAAGAGCUUCUCUUCCCAUCAGACCUUCGUCUUGCCCUAAUGAAAUCCAAAAUCCAAAGUUUGCUGUACUCUGAUCAUGGUAUAGCCCAGCCUGAAGCGAGACGGAUUCAGUACAUCCGUGAGUUAGACCAAGAACUGAGCGAUAUCAAGUCGAACUUUCCGGUUACCUGUCAGCCGGAAGACGUCUUGGACCGAAGCGUGCCCGAUUCAUUGCUCCAUGAUCUAAGUCUACGUGGUGUAAACAUACAUCUAGAAUAUUACUACUGUCUGUCAAAGAUUCAUGGGGCAAGUAGUACCGGUGGUAUUUCGUCACCUCAAAGUUUGUUGUUACUACCAUCUAGUAUGGAGAUUUGCCACGAGUCAGCACGAUCCACCUUACUUUACAUCAGUCGAGUGCGACAUCUUAUGCAACCUGAAACGUUUUGGAUAUAUGCCCAAUUCUUAUUAAGUGCAGUUAUCUCUCUUUUUUGGCAAUUGAUCACCACCGUUCCUCCCGCGCCGACUUUCGAAGAAGACCUGCAGGUUAUAGAAGAGACAGCCAGCAUAUUCACCGAGCUCAAUCGUAAUAUCCAAGAGGGGCGUAGCUUUCCUCCGUUCUAUCUCACUGAACCUUUCAUCCAAAGGUUAAUAUUCUUAGCAAGGCAGUCGCUAUACAGAACUGUGAACCAGCGAUCUACAAAGCAUAAUGAUUGCUCUUGACAAGGAUCAGUCUUGAGCUGUCGUGUCCUAGUGGAAAAGGUGGGAGAAGUCCCGAAUGUUCUACUGCCUGCCGCAGCCCAUGAGAUCAAUGGUCGUAGGUGACCUAAAUCAGAUCAUAUAAUGACAUCAACUUGCUGCGCAAGGAACAAGUGGAAGAGGAAAAAAGAAGACUAGGUAGUACCCACUGAAAGAUGGUUACUUAGGCGAGAGUCGAGGCUAGGCACUCGCUCCUGAAUAGUACGCCACAAGAUUGCUACAUCCAGCAAUGGAGACAACGUUCCUCUUUCUCCAGGUUGCGGAACACACGCAUAUCAUUCAGUGAAUCACCCGGAGUGCUCCUCUCUACAACAAAUCGUGCAUCUUUCGUCUAAUUCAUAUUCUACUUCUCAGUGAUUCUGACACCCUGAGUUACCCUAUUUUGCUCAAUAGACAAAGGAUAUCCAAAGUUCUAUAUCUUGGUGCUUUGCUUUGCAUCUCAGAUCGAUCUACAUACGGAAUACCCUUUAGUAGAUACUCCCAAGGCGGGAUCGAACAGAACAUCCCACACCGCCCAAUUCUGCCGUCAGAACCACUCAUUUUUCCCGUUCCCCUCGCAUUUUCACUACGAUACAGCAUAAAGAAAU
Messenger RNA from Aspergillus alliaceus, 2611 nucleotides. RefSeq lists its product as uncharacterized. The transcript has 6 exons. NCBI's taxonomy places the organism in Eukaryota, Fungi, Ascomycota, Eurotiomycetes, Eurotiales, Aspergillaceae. Gene Ontology annotation, molecular function: zinc ion binding; DNA binding; DNA-binding transcription factor activity, RNA polymerase II-specific. Gene Ontology annotation, biological process: regulation of DNA-templated transcription; DNA-templated transcription. The record is from RefSeq and is a predicted model, not a curated record. Bases 105 to 1988 code for a protein of 627 amino acids.